This is a messenger RNA of Schistocerca serialis cubense, 2171 nucleotides long. Its product is annotated as E3 ubiquitin-protein ligase RNF170. The record is from RefSeq and is a predicted model, not a curated record. NCBI's taxonomy places the organism in Eukaryota, Metazoa, Arthropoda, Insecta, Orthoptera, Acrididae. The transcript has 6 exons. The coding region runs from base 123 to 959 and encodes 278 amino acids. Gene Ontology annotation, molecular function: ubiquitin protein ligase activity.
CCUGUCAGUUGUUAACUUGUUAAUCGUAAACACGGCUAGGAGGGUGACAUGUGGGAAGUGCGGGUAGUGGUAGAUUGUUUGUUUGCGCAUACCGAGUGCUUACAUAUGUGGUAAAUGGAUUUAUGUGCAAUAGGGUGGCUGAUAUAACCAUGCCGUUUUCUGGUGUGAGUGAGUUUAUGAACGACGUGUGGAUUGUAGGACUGGGAAAUGAAGUGUUGUUGGCGUUGAUGAUUGUUGCCGUACCGUUAUUAGUUCUGUUUUUCCACUUAAUAACGACAGUUUCCAAGUGGAUAGCAUAUAUCUGGGAGAGAUUGCAGACCAGUGAUUCUGGUGAGGAAGAGCAAAGCCAGCAAGAAGAUGCUAUCGAAGACGUAGUAGAUCGUCCACUUCCUGAGCACAGCUGCUGUAUUUGUUUGGAACAACUUACUGUAGCAGUGGAGACAAACUGUGGACAUCAUUUUUGUGGGCACUGUCUGCUGCAAACUUUUCGCCAUAGGCCUCUAAUAGAAGUAAUCAAGCCAUGUCCAUUGUGUAGAGCAAAUGUGACAUUGAUUAUGACUCGAUUUACUCCAGAGGAAAGGCAGGCACAAGAUGGCACUGACCUAGCACAGAGACGUAUAGAAAUUCGGAACUUUGUUACAGCAUACAACAGGCAGUCAUAUGGAGUGCCAAGAUCGAUCCCAGAGUUUAUCAGAGAUAUUCCUUUUUUAAUCCGCAACUUCACAGCAGAUUUUUUUUCUGUGAGAGGGCUCUUCUAUCUCUUCCAGUUGCGAAUGGGUUUCUGCAUUAGUGUUGCAAUUGCAUACUUGUUGUCACCACUGGACAUAAUUCCUGAAUCUGUUUAUGGCAUUUUAGGUUUGGUUGAUGAUCUUUUUGUUUUUGUGUUAUUGUGUAUGUAUGUAAGUGUUGCAUAUCGUGGACUUGUUCUGAAUGAUCCAUUCCUGCCUCACAGAUACUAAUUGUAAUUCACUUACUAUUGCAUAUGAAGACUGUUACAGUAAGUGUUCUCUGUGUUCUGUUUACUGGCAUGAUUGAUUGUGAUACUAGGGACAGAGACUUGAAAUCUUCAUCUGACCAGUUUGUCAAAAUAUUAUUAUAGGUUUGCUCAAAAUAUAUGUAUAUAUUAUUUAUCCAUGCUAAACUGCAAAACUGUGAUAAAUUAAAGCUGAUAUACAUUGCAUCUAAAUAUUUUUAAUACAAAUUUACUGAAUAUAUCUUUAGUUAUACUUGAUCUCUCUCUCUCUCUCUCUCUCUCUCUCUCUCUCUCUCUCUUUUUUAUGUUAUGUUGAUGUUCAGCUCUCAGGAGUUUUGUCAUGUGGUCUUAUUGAAAUGACACUAUGUUUUGCUGUCAGAAUCUGCUCAUGUACUGAAGUAGUAGAGGUAAGAGGUUAAUCUUGUUGUAAUUCUCGCUUUCUUGACCUUGCAUCGUUUUAUUAUAACUGUGGACCAAGUUUCAGUGGGCAAGGUUUCUCUUGCUAUGUGUAACCAUUGAUUGAUUAAUGGUUGUUGACCUAUUGACAUAUGCAGUUAACAGUAUUGACAGUGAGCGAAUGUCAAAUGACGGAAUUCCUGCUCUACAGAUUCAUGCCUGUAGCACAUGACAGAUAGAAGUUGAAAUAUACAUGAACUGAGUAAUAGCUAAUCAGAGUGAAGAACUGUUGAAUUUAUUGGGCCACAGUGUACUACCUGUAUUGGUAAUACUUCUCCCCAAGUAUGGAAAAUUGGGACAGAAAGAGUGAUGAUGGAGAAACUGUUCGUGCAUUUGUAGUAACUGAUGAUACUGCAGAAUGCUUUAGAAAGAUUAAGAAGGUUACAGAGAGAACUCCUGAACGUUGUACUCUUGCAGAUUCAGAACAGAAAACGUAAAUUAUUCCUGCAUUAUGUAAUAUAAGAAAAAUAUAGCACUGUGAUAUUAUUUGGUUGAGGAUUUCCUGUUUACUAGAAGGAAAUAAAUAACGAUGAAUGAAAGAGUUUUAAGUGACUUACGUUGUUUGAUUUUUUUGCUUUGUGUGUGUUGUUAUGGAGUAGCUCCCAUGAUGAUAAAUUCAUUGACUGAAUAUGUCAGUAAAUAUUUGUCAGAGUUGUUUAGUAAACAGAGGUGCAUGAUCUGUUUUGUGAACCAAUUUAUUUAUUAUUUGUAACCAUAAAUUAAAUAAAUGAGAUACUGAAAA